This is a messenger RNA of Populus euphratica (Euphrates poplar), 1619 nucleotides long. Its product is annotated as putative fasciclin-like arabinogalactan protein 20. The record is from RefSeq and is a predicted model, not a curated record. Lineage: Eukaryota; Viridiplantae; Streptophyta; Magnoliopsida; Malpighiales; Salicaceae.
UGACUUCAAUCUUUUGUUGCAAAUGCUCAUGAAAAUCUGGGUAUCACCUUGCCGUUUCGUUAAUCCGUUAUGAUAUUAUCAACACUCCUGUAAAUGGUCUACACCCACUCGCUACUCGCAGCAGUCCAGCAGCAUGUAUGUUCAAUAGAAGUUCCUCCGCACAUUCCAUGGUCAAUAAUUGAAAAAUCAUGAGCAAUACAUCUCUCAACCCUGGUCCUUUACAGAAGUGCCAAAUUGAACUCAUUAGACAAAAACAAAUCAAAAAACAAGAUGAAAGUUCCCUUGAAUGAGAGAGCUAACCUUGCUAUAAGCCCACGUAUAAGACUAGAUUUUUGUAUGACUUUUAAGGUCACGUAACCAUAUUAACUCCCUAAUGCUUUUGCCGCCCAAAUUGUCUUCAAGUCCUCUCCUCUGGACCAUUCGGAGACCAUCUCUCUCUCUCUUUUCUUCACUCUUUUAACCUUGCAAACAAAAGAAACAAGAAAAACUAGAACAAAACUUUGACACUCUUUCCAUGGCAACCAUGUUUCUCUUCCUUCUCAUUCUCCUUAUAAUCUCUUCCUUAGUUCUUGCAGCUUCUAGCCCUUUUUCGAAUGCCUUGGAGAUCCUCUCAACCUCUGGCUAUCUCUCCAUGGCAUUAACCCUUAAAAUUACUUCGAAAAGACUCCAUCUUGAAUCAUCUGCUGCAACUAUAUUCGCUCCAUUGGACAUUGCAUUUGCAAGAUUAGGCCAACUUUCUGUUCUUGAUCUGCAAUAUCACAUCUCGCCAGUGAGACUUUCUGUGUAUUACCUCGAUAGUCUUCCUUUUGGUACAAGAAUCCCCACGUUGUUUCCAAAUCACUCAUUGAUUGUCACUACAAGUUUGAGUUAUUUUGAUGGAAAGUUGUCAAUCAAUGGAAUCUCGAUUGAAGAAUCUGCCUUGGUUGAUUUUGGGUCUGUGAUCAUGUUUGGUAGGAGUGAGUUCUUCAAUUCUUCUCUUGAGAUUUCUCCUAAUUUAACUCCAGCACAGAGCAAUACUUCUCAGAAUGAAUCAACAGGCUUAGAUGUCGAUUUUUUUGGCCAAGCUUCACAUUUACUAAUGUCUAGCGGUUAUUCAAUAAUUGGAACAUUUCUUGAUGUGCAACUGUUUGGGAUCAAGAACCAGACAAGAGUGACAAUCUUUGCACCAGUUGAUCAAGCAAUGGAUGCAUAUGCAAAGAAUGUUGGUGAUUAUUCAUCGAUCUUUCGGAAACAUGUGGUUCCUGGAUUGUUUCCAAGGCAAGAUUUGGAGGGGUUCAAUGAUGGAACAAGUUUGCCAACUUUCUCAGGAGGGUUCAUGAUUAAUUUGACUAGGUCUGGUGAUGUGCUUGUGCUUAAUGGUGCUCCUCUUAUCUUUCCAGACAUGUAUCAAAGUGACUGGCUGAUAAUUCAUGGCCUGAACCAACUGCUUAUGCCACCAUUAAAGGAGGAGGAGUUGGGGGGAGUUUCUCAGAACUUGAUGGAGCAGAAGAUAAGCCGGAUGUGCUUGGUAUUGAUGAUUAUGCAUAUGGAGCACCAUGAAUGUGUAAAUGAUCAGUAGUAGUCUCCUCUUUUAGUUAAAAUCCUCUCCAAGCUGCCGCACCUUCUUAUCAAGUGCAAUU